AUUGAUUGGCAAGUUCACCUGCAACAAUAAACUGACGGUAGGCCUGAUGAUCGGUAAACGGUUGUCCUGUUCGAAUGAAACUGAUUUGAGAUCAUGUACAGUAGCUAAUAUAAGAAAGCGAAUAGGCUACUUUAAGUUACAAUAUGGAAGUUUACAAAUACCCCGUUUUCUUCGAGGUUCACAGUCUCGAUCCAGCACAGAAAGAGAAGAUAGAGAAGUACUUUCAGGUUCGCCGUAAAUCUGGUGGUGGAGACUGCGGACCGAUACACAAUGUUGGUGACAACGUUUACAAGAUCGCAUUUAUUGACCAAGCAGUCCAGGAGAGGGUACUUCAGAAUCCUAAUCAUGUGUUGGAGAUGCCUGGAGGACCUCUCUCCCUCACUCUGAGAGGCAGCCUGGAGACUCCACCCACAACAACCUCCCCAGUCAGCAGUCAGAGUCACCAGUCCCUCCCAUUCCAUCCCUCCCUCCCUGUCCAGACAUCGCCACCUGGUUUCCUAGAGCAUGAACUCCAUCUAGACUCCUACCUCCUGAGAUACCUGAAGGAGAGCCCUGGGGCUGGAAGAGACCUGCAGCAGCAGCUGUCCUCUCUGGGCUGCUCUGUCCACCUCUACCCAGAGGAUGGGAGGGCAGUGGUCAGAGGCUCAGGCCAAGCUGGGUCAUGUGGAGAUGGGGUUGGGGUGGGACCAUGGAAGGCACAGGUAGAGAGACUGUUCAAACAUCUCCAGGAUCGGUACAAAUGCCACUAUGAGGUAGACCCACGUAAGCUCCAGACUCUGCUGCAGAGCAGUACCCUGGGUUCGGAGGAUGUGAGGGUUUACUGCGAGGCAGGGGAAGGGUUUGCGGUGGUGGUUGGGGAGGGGCCCGAGGUCCAGGCCAAGCUGAAGGAGCUGGAGUUCUUCCAGGGUCAGGGUCUGAGCUCCGGGAAGCAGGAGAAGAUCAGCACCACCUGUCGUCUGGGACAGGCCAAGCUCCGGCUUCUAGAGGAUGUUAUAGAGAAGGAUCUAGGUGAGGCUGUUCCAGGGGUGAGGGUGACGCGCAGUGACUCAUCUCAGCUGGUGCUGGAGGGUUCAGCAAGUGAAGUCCGGACAGCCAGACAGUUAGUUACAGAUAAGAUCUCUCUGGUGCUCGAGCGGGUGGUGCCUGAGAUGUCCCCCCACCUCCUGUCCUUCCUGAGGGAUGAGUAUGGGAGGCCUGGAAACCUGAGCAGUCUGCUGGGGUUGGGACUCCAUGUGGAGGUAGAGUUGGGGGAUACAGAGCUCCGUCUGUUCUCCCUCUCCUCUGGGAAACUGGAUCAGGCUGAGAAGGAUCUGCUGGGGGAGUUUGGGGAGGAGAAGAUCGAUGUUCCCAACUGUGGCACCCUGCCAUCUGUACUGAAAUCCAAGCUUGAGAAGAAGGUCAAGGAGAUGAACCAGAGCAGACGCAGGGUGGUAGCCAGGUAUGGUCCUGGGUGUAGAGUGCAGCUGCUGGGCCACGUGAAGGAGGUUCAGGAGCUGAGGGAGGAGAUCGGGGCCUUUCUGAUAGACCAGUCCAGUGUGGAGGAGACAGUGUGUCUCCCUUACCCGGAGAUUGCUGACCACCUACCAGAACUGCUGGAGAGGAUUGGUGUGGAACACACUGGGGUGACCCUCUACCCUUCAGCCUCAGCCAUCCACCCCACUGUGGUGCUCUGUGGACCCUCUGUCCGGGUGGCCCAGGUUAGGGACAGGUUGGGUCCCGCUCUGGCCUCCUUGGUCCACCAGACUGUGACCAUAGACCGGCCGGGGGCGCUACGCUACUUCCAGGGCCUGGGAAGGGAGUACCUGGGAGUGGUGGGCCGCUCUCAACACUGCCUCAUCCAGCUGCACAACCACGGUGGUGUUGCCGGCGAAGCUAGCGCCGGACCAGGACUGGAGGAGAUGGUCACAGCCACCAGCUAUCGCCUUCAGCGGGGGCUGCAGGUUGUGGUGCGUCAAGGUGACAUCACCAAGGAACGGGCGAAUGCGCUGGUGAACGCAGCCAAUGAGGACCUGGAUCACGCUGGUGGCGUGGCUGCAGCUCUAAGCAGUGCGGGGGGGCCUGAGGUACAGCAGGCCAGCAGGGAUCUGGUUAGGCAGAUAGGGAGAGUACCCACAGGUACAGUGGUACAGACUACAGGAGGGAAGCUGCCUUGUAAGAUGCUGCUGCAUGCAGUGGGACCAGUAGGGGGCAGCGUAGGUGGAAAUGAGCGCCCUCUGCUGGAGAAGACAGUAAAGGCAGCCCUGGAUCUGGCAGAGACCCUGGAGCUAGAGACCUUGGCCAUGCCCUGCAUCAGCUCGGGGAUAUUCGGUGUUCCUCUGAAGGUGUGCUCUGAGGCCAUAGUCUCUGCAGUGAGGGACUUUGGGAGGGAACAGCACAUCCUUACCAAGGUCACUCUGAUUGAUGUGAGUGGAGAGGCAGUGAGAGCCAUGCAGGAGGCCUGUGAUAGGCUGUUACAGGGGAAGAGGGAGUUUCCUGGGUGGGAGGUAGAGUCCAGCCCCACCACUACCACUACACAUGCUCCUCAGAGAGACACCACUGCUGCCUCCGCCAGGGGAACAGCCGCUCCAGAGGUCUGUGUCCAGGUGGAGAUCAUCCAGGGAACCAUAGAGAAACAGGAGGUGGAUGCCCUGGUGUCCCCCAUGGUUGGUAGUGACCCUCUCUCCUCCCGAGUGGGUAAUGUCUUGUCGGAGGCAGCUGGACCAGGGCUGAUGACAGCAUUUCUGAGGGAAUUAGGUGGACGGACUGCACCUGGUGACAACGUCCUGGUGGAGGGACUGUCUGGUCUCAGCUCUGGCCGUGUCUUCUUCCUCAGCUGUGCACACUGGGACAACAACCUCCACGGACCAGCAGUACAGGCUCUGAGGCAAGGUGUGAGGAGAGUUCUAGCCUCUUGUGAGAUCCGGGGAUUCUGUUCUGUUGCCUUCCCUGUAGUUGGAACUGGUGUGGUUCUCCAGUUUCCUCACAACGUGGUAACGCAGGUUCUGCUAGAAGAGGUCCGUAGGUAUGAACAGAAUCGAGCGAGCAGAACCCCAUUCCUUGUCCGCAUUGUCGUCCAUCCCAAUGACAGAGAUUCUACCAAGGCUUUCCAGACUUCCCAGAGUGCUUUGCAUGUCAGAGGGUUUGUAAUGGAUGCUUCUCCAGAUCAGACCUCCUUCUAUCGCCACGUCUCAACCACUCAGGACGAGGUCUCUGCCACGCUGGGCAGUGUCAAGCUACAGCUGGUCUUUGGCGACAUCAUCCGUGAGACCACUGAUGUCAUCGUCAACACCACAGACUUCUCAGCCAACCAUUCAGGUAGCACUAGUUAUCAUUGUCCUCCAAUUGUCAAGCUACAGCUGGUCUUUGGCGACAUCAUCCGUGAGACCACUGAUGUCAUCGUCAACACCACAGACUUCUCAGCCAACCAUUCAGGUGUCUCCAAAGCUAUUCUGACUGCUGCGGGUUCCACAGUCCAAGCAGAGUUAGCGCAAGUGGGUGUGCCAGGAGACUUGAUGUGCACCACGGGGCCCGGUGCACUGGGCUGCAAGGAGAUCGUUCACGUCAGCUUUAAAUGCGACACACAGAGGAUCAGCAAGGUCUGCGGGAAGAUACUGAAACAGUGUGAGAGAAAGGGCUACCGCUCUGCAGCCUUCCCUGCAGUCAACACUGGUGCUGCUCGAGCAGACUCUGGCUCUGUGUGUAAGGCCAUGUUGGACGGCAUGGCGUCAAGUGUGAGGGAUUUGUCCUCCAACAUCCUCUCUGUCAUCCGCAUUGUCGUGCUGCAGAGACCCGUCUUCCAGGCAUUCAAGUCAGAGCUGGAGAGCCGACUGGGAGCUAUCGCUCCAAUCCCAACACUGAAAGAGAGAGCCCAACAGAUACUGAAGAAGAAACUGAGGAUCGGCUUUUCCUCCCCCUCGCAUGGCUCCCUUCCCCCUCCUCAUGCCCUUCCAGGCCUCACCAUCACCCCCUGGAGACCGCCCCCGGUGGUGCUGAGCGUGGUGGGGCGCGGGGCGGACGCCAUCAGGGGGGCCAGGCGGGAGCUGGAGGCCAUCUUGCAGAACCAGCUGACUCAGAGAGAUGUGAAGGGAGAGGACCUGUGCAUGCUGGGAGAGGUGGAGCUGCAGGCCGUGCAGAAGAAUGCCAAGGUCCUGGGAGUGAGCCUGGAGCUAGGUAGAGUUCAGAGGGCAGGAGGGGUGGAAGCUGGGGCUGGAGCUGCGGCUGGAGAGGGGUUUUAUGUUCUCCAAGGCCUGAAGGAGGACGUUCUGAGCGUGCGCGAGGUGCUGGACAGUGCGCUCAGUGGCGCCCUCCGUAGGGAGCUGCAAGAGAGAAAUGAGGCACUAAUGGCCCUCAGUGUCCAGUGGUCUAUGUGCAGGCAUGGUGACGUUUGGGAGGAGCUGGGGAUGCAUGACAACUACCAUCUGGAGCAGGCACACCUAAGAGGAGAUGUCUCAGCAGAGCUAGAGGUCCCAGAUGGGAGCAAAGUCAGGGUGAACCUGAAGAACAACAUGGCCACUGACUGGAGAACGGGUUGCACCUAUAAGAUGAAGCGAGAGGAGAGUGCAAAAUUGCCAUCGUACUGGGAUGAUAUGGCCGCUGGUGAAACGCGGAAGAGAGUGCUGCUCUUGCCUACCUCGUCAGAGUACCAGGCGGUGGCACAGGGAUUCCAAAGCACCACGGCAACACAAGUCACCAUCCACAAAAUCGAGCGUGUGCAGAAUGUAUUUCUGUGGCAGGCGUACACAUUGUGUGAGCAGCGCAUCCGGGCCAAGAACGGAGCAGCGGAGGUAGGGGUAAGGAAACUCUACCACGGGACGGCAGCAACAACCUGUGACGCCAUUGAAAGUAAUGGAUUCGACAGGAGCUAUGCUAAUAUUACAGCACAUGGAGUGGGUGUGUAUUUUGCUGUGGACGCCAGCUAUUCAACCAAUCCCAGAUAUACCCCUCCUGAUGGUUCUGGGCACAGGCGUAUGUAUGUUGCACGUGUCCUGACCGGGCGCUAUACCCUGGGUGACCGCUCCAUGAAGUUCACCCCUCGUCGCUCCCCCACAGAUUCCGCUGACUGCUAUGACAGUCUAGUGGACAACCUGCAGAGACCCAGCAUGUUUGUCAUCUUCCACGACGACCAAGCGUACCCAGAGUACCUCAUCACCUUCAUAUGA
Salvelinus sp. IW2-2015 is the source of this 5138-nucleotide messenger RNA. Lineage: Eukaryota; Metazoa; Chordata; Actinopteri; Salmoniformes; Salmonidae. The record is from RefSeq and is a predicted model, not a curated record.